CUGCUUGUAACAGCAUCACGUAACAGACAGUCACUACGACAGACAGACAGAUAUAACGACGGCUGUGAGGGUACAGAGAGACGGGCGAGGUGCGCCGCGCGCAGACACGGACUGACCUGGGCUGCGCACGCGCACACACACAGACGGCCGGCUAGAGGGGACACUACUUACAAUUGUUACAGUCAAGAUGACGAAGGACCCUACCGAGGGAAAUAUAUAGGAAAAAUAAACUCAUAUCACCACCAGGUGUCAGGCGAUGUGUAUGCUGUAGAUGACUGGACCAUUCUGUUGGUGGACUUCAACUAUGAUGGUACCGGGGAUGAUACAUUCUUCUGGGCGGGAGACUCGGGCCGGCCGGGACCUCUAGGGUUCAUUGUGGCCGACCAACAUGGCAAGACCAACAUCCUCGAACGCUACAACAACGAGGAGGUCCGCCUCAAGCUGCCGGACGGGAAGCGCGUGUCUCGCGUCACGUGGCUGGCGGUGUACGACCUCGCCUCACAGAACGCCUUCGGGGACGUGUACAUCCCCGAGGACUUCGAGGCGCCCGCCCCGCGCGCCCUCACGCCGCUGGUGGCCGCGCCCGGCUACCAGCUCACCAGCCAGCCGGUCAAGUUCCUCGACGCCUCAACCUUCAUUAUUCCAGAGUUCCACUACGACGGCAGCGGGGAGGAGGUGUUCUUCUGGACCGGAGUGGGUCCGCAACCUUCCUCCAGGGGCUUCAAGAUACCCGAUGAAGACGGAUACCUGGAGCCUCUCCGUCCGUACUCGGGCGAGGACGUCCGCCUGCAGCUGCCGGGAGGACGGACUGUGUUCGAGAUCGACUGGCUGGCCGUGUAUGACGUUAAGAAGAAGGUGGCGCUCGCGUCAGUACUGGUGCCCGACGGACUGAACGUACCGCCCGCGCCGCGACGGACACACCCGCACACUACGACUCUACCUCACUGCAAGCAGCUGCACAGAGACUACCAGGUGUCGUGGGAAGUGUUCGGGAACCAGAUCACCAUACAACUGGCGGCCAUGAUCGACGAGGACGAGUACAUGGCGUUCGGCAUCUCGGGCUCCAGCACGAGGUCGCAGAUGAUGGGCGCCGACGUGGCGGUGGCCGCCUUCGACCCCGCGCUGCAGAGAGGACUCGCCACCGACUACAACAUCACGGAGCUGGUGCCGUGCGUGCAGGUGCUGGGCCAGUGGCGCGGCGUGUGUCGCGACGAGCGGCUGGGCGGGCUCGACUCCAACCAGGUGUUCAGCGCGUCCAGGGACAGCGGCCUCACCGUGGUCAGCUACAGGCGCGGCCUGCAGCCCGCCGAGGAGCUCGACCGCGCGUGGUCGACGGACCGCUCCGUGUUCGUGGUGUGGUCGCUGGGGUCGCUGGACGCGGCCCGCGAGCCCGCCUUCCACCGCGCCUGGCCCCGCGCGGACAUACAGCUCGUGCUAGCCGCCUCCCCGCCCGAGAACGACUGCUUCGAUUUCGUAAUUCGUUCAAUCCUUCUCGUCCUCAGAGGUGAUCGUCCGCGGCCGGCGGGCUGGGAGCGCGCCCAGCUGUUCGACCCGUCGCUGCGUGUGUUCCGCGCCACGCUGGGCCCGGCGGGCGGCGCGCGCGGCCUGCGCUCCCGGCCCCCCCUCCUCCCCGGCGACCCGCCCGCCUCCCCGCACCGCGCGCUCUACGUCAACGGCCAGCUGGCGCCGGACCUGCAGCUGCGGCGCGGGCUGGUGUACACGUUCCGCGUGCGCGCCGGGGACGACCCGCACUCGGCCGGCCUGUACCACCCGCUGGUGAUCACGGACGAGCCUCACGGCGGCCUGGAGCGGCUGGCGGACGGCGCGCAGCGGGCCGUGCGCGUGCUGGCCGGCGCGCGCCACACCCGCCGCCGCGGCCGCCUCACCCCGUCCGCGGCGGGCGGCCUGUGCGCGGCCGAGCGUCCGCCGCUCGCCGACCCGCGCCGCGACGCCUCCUACGACACCUUCCGUUCCUUCAACCGCUCCCUGGUGUGGUCGUGUUCGGGUCGCGCGGCCGAGCUGCAGGUGGCUCCCAACUCCUCGUGGCCCGACCGUGUCUACUACCACUCGUUCGCACACGCGGACAUGGGAGGUCGCAUCUUCAUCGUGGACCGUCACCGUCGUAACCUGGGCCGCUCCCCCUCCCCCCGGCCGACCCCCUCUCUCCGUGUAUCGUCCGUCCUGCUCUCUCUCGUGUAUCUCCGCCUCACUCUCUGA
Molecule: messenger RNA, 2217 nt
Organism: Danaus chrysippus (African queen)
Lineage: Eukaryota; Metazoa; Arthropoda; Insecta; Lepidoptera; Nymphalidae
Source: the annotation of a GenBank genome assembly